This is a messenger RNA of Labeo rohita (rohu), 9457 nucleotides long. RefSeq names its product TBC1 domain family, member 32 (gene tbc1d32). The coding region runs from base 402 to 4316 and encodes 1304 amino acids. The transcript is spliced from 34 exons. Gene Ontology annotation, biological process: non-motile cilium assembly. Lineage: Eukaryota; Metazoa; Chordata; Actinopteri; Cypriniformes; Cyprinidae. The record is from RefSeq and is a predicted model, not a curated record.
GUCACGUGAAUAACACUGGCUUCUUCACUCAGCGUCAAACACGCAAAUAUCACCUUUCUUCGUAUUUCUCUGCUUUUUUUGUAUUUAUUUUUGUGAGAUUCGCUAUCGUAAACGUCCCCAGACAUGGAAUACCUCCAUACGGCUGUGCCGUAAAGCUUGUUUUUUGUAAAUAACGGGUGUUUUGUUGCGGAUACCUCAGCUCAGCUGAGCUUGUUUCCAUAGAAACGGUAGUGCUAACGGAUGCUAAGCUGAUUUAUACACAGCUCUGUGCUUUAUGAAACGACUGAUUAUGAAAGAUUUUUAAUGUUAUGAAAGCGACGUAGCUCCUCUGUUUGGACAUGAUGUGAAAUUAUUGCAGAAGAUCCCCUGUAGAGAAGAGCUGAUCACACCCCUGAGAAGCGAUGUCUCAGUUCUCCAGCGAGGAUGAGGCAGAGCUCCAGAGCCUGCUGCGAGAGCUCCUGAAAAGUGUCAAAGACAGAAUCUCAGGAGCACCGUCGGUGGAAUGUGCUGAGGAGAUUUUGCUUCAUUUGGAGGAAACUGACAAGAACUUUCACAACUACGAGUUUGUGAAGUAUCUGCGGCAGUAUGUGGAGAGCAGCUUAGGAGCUGUUAUUGAAGAAGAGACUGAGAAUUUCACAAGGGGUGACGGUCAUGCUAUUGGGACAGGACAGGACACCCUGGUUCACGCUGUUACGAAGAGGACUAGGGAGUCCGCAAAGUAUAAACAGAUGAUGCAGACUCUGAAACAGACCAUGAUGGUGGUAGUGGAAUCACUGAUCAAUAAAUUUGAGGAAGAUCAGCUAAAGAAAGAGGAAAUGGACAGGAAGAGCCAACAUGAGCAGUCAAGCAGCCAUUACACUGACAACUGCUCUGACAGUGACUCUUCAUUCAAUCAGAGCUAUGCCUUUAUCAAGCAUGAGCAACUGCAAGUCAUCGCUGAGAAGCUCGACCCCAGUAGACCUCGAGAGGUUCGUUUGGAAGCUUUGCAGUCUUUAUGCUACGCCCCUCCCUCUGACGUCCUGAGCUGUGAAAGCUGGACUGGUCUGCGUCGAAACCUCUCUGCUGCGCUCACUGACCCUGACCCUGAGCUCAGCGAUAAAGUCCUCCAAUUUUUUGCGAAAACUUUUUCGUCUUCUCCUUUAAAUGUGACUAAGGAUAUCUACAGUAGCAUAGCUAAAAGCUUGGAGGCUCAUUUCCUCUACCAUAAGUUGAGUUUUCCCAGCGGCUCUACAAGUAUUGAUGCGAAUAGACCAGAUAUGGCCCGUCUCCUCAAGCAGAUGCGAUUAAUGAAUGACUUUCAGAAGGAAGUGACAACAUUUUGGAUACGACAUCCUGAGAAGUACAUGGAGGAAAUCAUUGAGAACACCCUUUCUCUUCUCGCUCUGCAUUCUGAACAGGGCAUGAGCAGCCCCGGUUCAGAAAAAUCCCUAGAGCCUAUACACUUAAUCUCUCUGCUAGAUAUCAAAGCCACCUGGUUUAAGAAAUGGAUGCAUGGAUACUACAGCAGAACCGUUGUCUUAAGACUUCUUGAGAGGAAAUAUAAGUCUUUGAUUGUUAAUGCUCUGCAGCAGUGCAUUUAUUACUUCGAUUCCUGUGAUUCAGUUAGAGAAGAAACUUUGGAAAUUAUCCACAGCCUGGAACAUCAGCAGAUUGGCCCUGCUCGGAGAACUCUCUACACUUCUAAAGAGCUGGAGUUUGUUUAUUUCGUUCACUCGCUGUGCGUGCUCGGGAGGCUUGUGAUGUACACUAAUGGAAGGAAACUUUUUCCCAUUAAAGUGAAGAAGCGGAGAGAUCCAGUAACCUUGACUGACUUGGUUGUGAUUCUGAUCAAUAUCAUGUACCAACACCCAAAACCGUCCUGUGUUGAGACAACACAUGCAGACUCCCUGUCCCCCACUAAUCUUGUGAUGGAGGUAUUAAGGACCCUGUGUGACCGCACCGAGUGUGCUGUGGAGUGUCUCUACAAAAUCCCUCUUAUAGAAACUCUGCUGGCUCCUGUUAUUACCCUGCUCAAAGGAAAGCUGCCCAAAUUAAAUUCCCUAGAAAGUGCCUUGACUCACACAGCAGACACACUGGCGAGGAUCGCUACCACUGAACGAGGUUUAUCACUCCUGCUUUAUGACAGAAAUCUCGUCUCGGCCGAGGGUGAAAGUAUUUCAGCAGCACAUGUAAUUGUGCAGUUUACCCAGAGGCUGUUGGCAAAAGAGCUGCAUGUGUUCAGCGAGCUAGAGAUUCCUCCUGCUGUGAGCGGGGCCUUCAUCUUCGUCUGCCGGCAGAUGUACAACACCUGCGAGGGCCUGCAAGUUCUACGGCCAUACAGCCUGCACGAGUGCAUUGCUAAAGCCUGGAGAACGACAAGCUCGAUGUCGGAGAGAGUUCCCACUCCUGUUCCUGGAGCUCCCCCAGCGAUGGCUUCCCAGGAGCUGCAGAGCGUGGCGGCCUGGGAAGAGAUGCUGUUGGACAAUCUGCUGAAUUUUGCUGCCACACCAAAAGGACUGCUGCUCCUCCAACAGACUGGAGCCAUCAAUGAGUGUGUCACCUACAUGUUCUCAAGAUUCACCAAAAAACUACAGGUCAGCAGGUGUGAAAAGUUUGGUUAUGGUGUGAUGGUGACCCAGGUGGCCACUACAGCCCCAGGCAUCGCGGCCUUGCAAAGCUCAGGAUUUGUCCAGACAAUUGUGGUGGAGCUGUGGUCAGCUUUAGAGUGUGGUCGAGAGGAUGUAAGGGUGGUCCAUCCAAAAUCUACUCCAAUGGACCCUAUCGACAGGAGCUGCCUCAAGUCCUUCCUCUCUCUAGUAAAUCUGCUUUCUUCACCUCACGCCGUGUGGGAGCUGCUGGGACAUCGAGCGCUUCCUAACAAAGCCGAGUACAAUCUAAGAGAGAUGGCCACAUCAGUUUUGGACCUGAUGGACCGCCUCAUCAUUAUUAACUCUGACGCGAAGAUUCACUCCCUCUUCAACUAUGAGCAAUCCCACACGUUUGGCCUGAGGCUCUUGAGCGUGCUGUGCUGUAACCUGGAUUCUUUUCUUCUGCUGGAGUCUCAGUAUAACCUCUCUGAGUUACUGCUGCAGGGUCAGAGGGACAAUGUUACCGAGCCGCCCUCAGGUGAAGGGGAGUUCAUCAUCGAUGGACUGUCUGUGGAAAGAAACCAUAUCCUGGUUCGAAUUGGUACAGUUGGUGGCCCCUAUGAGAGGAGACUUCCUUCAAGAGCCCUGCAGAAAGGGAAUGACCCUUACCCAUGGCCAAUAGUGUCUACAUAUCCUCUUCCUAAGUAUUACAUCCUAGACGUGCCCAAGACUCUCCGCACUAAACAGGAGUCAGAGAUCAGUGCUUUCUUGGCCUCGUCUAAAGAAACAGAGAGAGAUGCUAGCUGGAUGGAUGACUGCAGGAGACAGUUCUGCAAGAUCAUGGCUACAAAGUCAAAUAUUCUUACUGGAUAUGUGCUUGCUGAUCUGUUGGAGAGGGUCGUGCUGCAUCUCUCGUCUUCAUCCACCGACUGCUUCUUUCCACCGGCAGAAUAUAAAGUGGUGGACCACAGUGUAAAGACUCGAAGCCUGUCGUCUGUGGAGCAGUUAGGUGUGGGGAUAUCCCUCAGGUAUGGCAAGUUCCUGAAGCUAUUGAGAGAAGAUUCAGAGCAGGAUCUGUGUCUUCUGCUCAAGCACUGUCAGGAGUUCCUCUCUCAACAACGAGUCAAUGUCACUUCCGAGCUCUCCUGUUUUCAAGGUGGUUAUCCUGGUCACGAUUGGUUUGCCUCCACAGUUUUUCUGCUCAUGCACGGCGACGUGGGUCGUUCUCUGAGUCUGCUUUUGCGUUUCUCCCGUCUGCUGCCGUCUGCCUUCCUGUGGCCUCCGAGACUACAUAGCUCUGCACAUCUCCCUAUAGAGAUUGCUCAGUCGGGCAUUCAUCCCAUCUACUCCUGCACUGCUCAUUACGUCGAGAUGCUGCUCAAGGCCGAAGUUCCUCUGGUUUUUUCUGCCUUCAGGAUGUCUGGCUUCACUCCCUCUCAGAUCUGUAUUCAGUGGCUCGGCCAGUGCUUCUGGAACUACUUGGACUGGCCUGAGAUCUGUCACUAUGUGGCUACGUGCGUCAUCAUGGGACCAGAUUACCAGGUGUACGUGUGCAUCUCUGCCCUCCGUCACCUGCAGCAGGAUAUCCUGCAGCACACACAGACACAGGACCUGCAGGUCUUUCUUAAGGAGGAACCAAUCCACGGCUUCAGGGUGAGUAAUUACCUGGAGUACAUGGAGGGGCUGGAGCGCAACUACAGAUCCAUGGUGCUCUCGGACAUGAGGAGCAUCUUACCGAGGACCAGCUAGAGGAAAUAGACCACUGAAGAUCCAGGGACUGAAAAGUGCUUGUGGUACAGAAUCAGACUGAAAAUGAUGCAUGGGUUUAAAGCUGUUUUUAUAACACAACAUGCUCGAUAUGUGAAGAGGACACUGUUUUAUCAAACACCAUGUUGAAUAUAUCCCAUUUCAGUCUCUUUGAUUUUUUGGGGAUUCUUAUACUGAAGUAUUCUCACUCAGGGAAUCAUACAUAUAAGAACACAAACCAUAUUGCCACUCAAUCGGAUGUAUAAAACAUAGCAAAUAAGUAACUGUAGUGCAAAAUGAUGUGCAUAAAGGAUGAUAAAGCAAACCUUUCUACAUAAGUGUUAUCAAACUUCUCAACAAAAUGUACCUCUUCUUAAACAGAAUUCUGGAAUACUGAAUUCUGAUUCUAUAUAUUUGACCACUGCAUAUGUGAGUGCAUAUGUGUGUGUAUACAGAUAUAGAUAUACAUGUACAUCACAAAUUGUUAGAUUUUUAUGCAGUCUGAAAUUUAUAGAAACCCAUUUCUGCCACUAAAAAAAAAAAUUAAAAAGGUAAUUGCAACUUUUUAUCUAAUUCUGACUUUUUUUCUCGCAAUAUCUCAAAAUCCUAGAAAAAAAUGUAAUAUUUAAAAUACAUUUAUUUCAUACUAAGUAUGAAAGAUAUUACAUUUAAUGUACCUAAAGUACACUUUCAAUAGUUCCACUUUAGCACAAUACCUUUAGGUGAACUUAAGCAGUACUUUCGCAUUAUUAAAGUGCAUUAACUACAAAAUUAGCUGUCCCAAUUUAGCAGACUUUAAGUAUACCAGUUUAUUAAACUAUAAGUACAAUUUCAGGGUAUUUUAUUAAAGGGUUACUCCACCCCAAAAUGAAAAUUUUGUCAUUAAUCACUUAUCCCCAUGUCAUUCCAAACCCAUAAAAGCUUUGUUUGUCUUUGGAAGCUUCAUAGCUUCGUAAAAUAAUGGUUGAACCACUGAUGGCAGAUGGACUAUUUUGACAACAUCUUUCAUACUUUUCUGGGUUUUGACAGUGUUAUUUACUUGGCAGUUAAUGGGACAGUCACAAACCUUCCGGUUUUAUCCAAAAUAUCUUAAACUGUGUUCCAAAGAAGAACGACGUUUUUACAGUUUUGGAACAUGGCGGUACGUGAUUAAUGACAAAAUUUUCAUUUUGGGGUGGAAUAACCAUUUAAGUGCAUAAAUAUGUAAAUGUAUUUGUAGUAUACUUAGCAUUAAUUAAAUGUUUUUCAAAUACAUUUUAGUAUAUUUAUUUUUCACUGGGGAAUUCUAACUUAAUAAAUCACAAUUGUGUGCUAUAAAGUCAGAAUUGCAAGAUAUAAACUGGCAAUUCUGAGAAAAAAACUCAGUUUCAAGGUAUGAACUCACAGUUCUGACUUCAUUUCUCAGAAUUGCAACGUUAUUUUAAAAUUGUUUUUAUCUUGGAAUUGUGAGAUAUAAACUCGCAAUAAAUUGCAAGUUAUAACAUCCAUUUCUGAGGAGGAAAAAAAUUCUCAGAAUUGCAGGUUUAUAUCUCACAAUUGUGUUAUGAAGUCAGAAUUUGGUCAAACUUGCAAUUCAGAAAAAUUUCACUGUUGCGAAAUAUAAACUCGGUUCUCAAUUCUGAAAAAAAAAAGUCAAAAUAGCAACUUUAUUUCUCAGAAUUGCAAUUGUAAUUCUGAGGAAAAAAUCAGAAUUGCACGUUUGUAUCUAGCAAUUCUGACUAUUACUUGCAACUGUGAGUUUAUGUCAUGCAGUUCUGAGAAAAAAAGUCAUAAUUGUGAGUUCACUUCCCACAUUCUGACUUUAUAUCUUUAUAACGCAAUGCUGUGAAAGAAAAAUCGCAAUUACUUUUUAAAUUUUUAGUUAGCGGCAGGAAACAGGCUUCCAUAGAAGUAAGACCACUGAUGUUUAAAAAGUUGUUUUUACUUUUGCCCAAGAUUUCAGUGGGCUCAUAUUGUACAGUCUAACAAGCAGCAUUUUUAGAAGCUUUAGACACAUCUACCUUUGUUCUGUGAAUUUUCAUGGGCCUCGCAACAGGUUCAAAUUGGUCACGAGUCUGCAAUGUCUGAUAGAAAGCUGCUUGGUUUAAAUGUGACUUCUGUAUGAGCUGUCUUUCCUACAUCGAUUCUCAACACUAUUGACAACAGAUAAUCAACCUUUUUUGCCCAAAACUUCAGUGCUGAAGUUUCAUGAAGGUUCAUGAGUCAUUUUGCAGUAAAUGACAUCAGUAAAUAUGAAAAAUUCAAAGCUUUUGAUGCUUGAUUGCUGUCUUAAUGGACAAUCAAACAUGAAGUACGUGUGAUCUAGCAUAUCAACACUUGAGUAUACAAUGACUCACAAGUCGUUGACGUGGCCUUGUUGUGUAGUCGGUGUUGUUUUUUUUUUUCUUCUAAAGGCAUAUAUUAACAUCUGCAGUCUCCUAUUCCCAUCCUAAGGAAGCUGUAUAGAGAGGCGGUAUCACGUUGACAGGCCAUCAUUAGCACAUAGAUGCAAUCUCUCACCCUCGCCAUCUGUAACUCACACAGUGAAUAAUGAAUUAGAUCAUUAGAGAGGUGUCUUUCUCCUUCACAACAACUGCUAAAUAUUGCAUACUGUUUACUCAGUAGGAGGCAGAAGCAGUUAUAAUUUUAAGCUGUAAAAAGUUCUCUCAGAGUGCAUAUUUUUUACUUACUUGCUCCAUUGCGUUUAAAAAAAUUAUCACCCAUAACUUCCAUGUAUAUUCUCGGAUAAAAAAAAUACUGCUUUAAAAUCCAUUGUGCAUCAUCAGUUAAUGUAGUCAUAAUGAGCUGUACACAUUAAUCAGGUUAAUGAUUUAAUGACUGAUUGUUGGCCAACAGUGAUCUGGAAAGCCGAAGUGUGUCUUGUGUUGGCUCAUUGUAAAUUGACAAUACAAGCUUUUUGUGACGUGGAUGUUGCUGAUGUAUCUGCAGACCAAAAUGGUAGGAUAAUUAUAAAAGGACAAUUAUGGGUAAUUAAACUGAUUAACUGAUAAUUAAGACCUAUCUGUCUCUGUAUUAGGCUUGAACAGUUGCAUUAGCUUGAUUUUCUCUGGUAAAUAUGCUUUAUUAUUCUCCUUCACAUUAAUUAUCCCCGUUAUGACUGCCAAAUUCCACUUUCUGAAGAAUCUGCCUGAUGAAUGGGAGAAAGUCAUUUGAAAGUGAGCAUCACUAUCCCUUACUUACUGAAAAGCACUUGAAAUGAGUAAUCUGAAGCGUGCAGGGCGCUAAGAAUCAUUCACACCAAGGACAAUAACUAGAAAGUUUUAAUAAUUGUCUAAUUCUAUAAUAAUAGUCCACACCACAGAUAAUGACACAGAAGUACUGUAUCAUUGGAAUCAUUUUCAGAACAUUUUUUUCAGCUGAUGAACAAUAAAAACAUUGACUCUCAGACUCUCAGAAUUCACCCAACUUUAAAGAGCUCAGAUAUUUAAAUCAGAUGAUUACUUUAGUGCACGCUUAUAAUAAACAAUGAUAUUGUGCAACUAACUUACACUAACAUACACCUCUAAUGGUGUGUACAUACCAAAAGCAAAUGUGAUUAUUCAUGUGAGUAGAUUACAUACAAAUGCAAUGCAAAGACGCGAAUAGACGUGAAUUCACAUGGCGCUUUACCACCCAAGCCAAUCAGCGUAUAACUUGUUGACACAUCCAGUUUGACACGUCUGGUUGUAUCAGAAAAUGGAGGAAACCAUUAUGUGAUGACUUUACUCGAGCGAGUGACACGGAAAACAUCCCGUGAGUAAACUAGUGCGAUAACGCAGUGUGAAUAUUCGCUUUGCACACCAAAAGCGAAUGUAUUUAUUUGCAUGAGUGCAAUGCAAAGAUGCAAAUUCACGUCAGGCAACGUGAUUGCUACCAACAUGCGAUAUCGCGCCUUCUGCGCAAGUUGAAAAAUUUCAACUCAAGUGGAAAAUUUGCAUGAAAUCUUUAGGCAAUGAUUUUAUUAGGGCUGUCAAAUGAUUAAUCGCAAUUAAUCGCAUACACAAUAAAAAAUUAUUAUGCAUAUAUAAAUACAAGCACAUUCAUGUAUAUAUUUAAGAAAUAUUUACAAGUAUAUGUAUUUAUUAUAUUUUUUAUAGAAUUUAUAUUAUAUAUUAUAUUAGGGCUGCAACGAUUAAUCGCACGAUGUCGUGAGGCGCGUUUAGUCAAUGAAGCCGGUACUUUGAUUAGUAGUAAAGCUCCAUCACGGGCGUUCAGCUGGAGCGGCAAGUAAUACACAGAGCCGUAAAGCACUGACAAGCUACGCCAAAUCGCGCGCAAAAUCGAAUUCGCUUAUAUAUUAUAUAUAAUUAUAAUAUUUUGUACAUAACAUAUUUCUCUUAAACAUAUACAUUAAUUUGUGUGUAUUUAUAUAUACAUAAUAAUUACACACAGUACACACACAUAUGUUAGGCAAACUCAAACUUUUAUCUUGUAUGCGAUUAAUUGCGAUUAAUCAUUUGACAGCCCUAGAUUUUAUUUACACGAGUGACAUAAAAAACAUCCCGCAAGUGAACUAGAGUGAUAAUGCGAUGAGAAUAUUCACUUACUGUUUGGUGUGCUCACAGCAUAAUGAUGUAAGCCUACCAAAAGCAAAUUUAAUUGUUUGAGUAGUACACACAAAGUCAAUGCAAGGUCUUGAAUUUGCGGCAAAGGCUUGAACGUGCGCUAUUGCGUCUUCUGUGCAAGUUGAAAAUUUGCAUGGCGCGUUGUCACACAAGCCAAUCAGCGAAGAACUUACUGACACGUCCACGUUUGCUUGUAUCAGAAAAUGGAGUAAAGCAUUGUAUGAUGAUUUUAUUCGUGCAAGUGACACGAGAAACAUCCCGCGAGUAAUCUAGAGUGAUAAUGUGAAUAAUUAAAUUUGCUUUUAGUGUGCACACAACCAUUACGCUAUAUCGCGCCUGGCAUAACACGUUGUUGCGCAAACCAAUUAGUGAAGAACUGACAUUUCCAGUUUGACACAUCCCAUUGUAUCAGAAAAUGGAGAAAAGUAUAGCGUGAUUUUAUUCAAAUGAGUGACACGAAAAUCAUCUCGUGAAUAAUCUAGAGCAUAAGACAUAAAUCCCUGUAUUUACUGACUGGUUGUUUAUAUUGCAACAUGUAUUUAAAGAUAUACAUGAGUUUUGCCAGUAGUAUUUUAUAAAAAAUAAAAAAAGUUAAUCAUA